CGAAGACGCGUCAUACCGCGAGAAUAGCUAUCAUGAGCGGUGGCGCCGUCCGCACCUCCAGCACUCGUCGACACACAAGGAACAAUAACGCGUCCCCAUACGCGCGCCCUUCGGCGAAGAAGUCCUCUGGAUGGAGCCUUACUGGCUUGCUCAACUACCUCAACCCAUUCAACUCGUCGCAUUCAGAACAAGAGCGUAGCUCGCCGCCUCCGGAGGGCGAGGUUGCGUCGCGGUUAGCGGCUCGCGGCCAGGAGAUACAGACGGAAGGUACUACAAGACGAGAUUCGGGUUACUCCAACUCCUUCACACAGCAGCGGCCGGCUCAACCACAACCACAACCACAACCCCCUGCACAACCUACCUCCCAAUCGCCCCCAGCCGUUUCUAUGAAUGGCAGCCAACGCAUUUCGCCACGCAGCGACCAUUCCAGCAGCUCCUCUAUCGAGAACAUCAAGAAAAUCCGGCAGUUCUUGGACGAGAAGGAGGGACAGGGACAAAGUCUGAAUGCGAUUGAAGUCGCCGGCUUGGUUCACCUUCUGCAAAACAGCGUCGAAGACUAUGACGAACAAGAGCCUUUCCGAUUUUCCAGGAGCCCAAGUGCGACGCCGAUGCGUGGUAUGACUCCUACCAACAACAUGUUCUCUCCGAAUGCCAUGGAGCACCCGGCCGGUAACGGUGCACAGAGUGUGCCGAAGACUUUAGCCAAGAACCCGAUGGGCGUUUACCACUGGCGAGGAGGCGGUAGUGCUCGCCCCCGCAAUCGCUACCAAUCGCCGAACUUUGGCUCAAAACCCGUCCGAACUACUAUCAAGCUCCAGCCGGAGAAGUCCAGGGCAGACACCAAGAGAAGGCGUGUUGGAGAGGAAGCGACGACGUCCUCGCCACAGCGAGCAGGCGCUACGGCCGUUCCGAAGGCGAACGGCACGACGACGCCUUCAGUCUCCGCUUCAGCUUCUGCGACUAGUGCACUCAACGGAUCAGCGUCCGUGAACGGCAUGGCGAAUGGUCGGGCAAACGGAGCUCCUCCGCCCACCACCCCUAGCAGACCAGGCAUUCGUACCAGCGGUGUCAAACCUACUGCCCCAGCCAUACCCUCGCCUCUGCGUCAGACAUGGGGCCAGACGGACUCGCCGCCUCAGCCUCAGGGCAAGCCCACCCGUGCAGCGAGCUUCAUGACGGAGCUGAUCAAGGAGGUGACGCCUCCCAAGAAACCUGACUUCGUGAACCCGUACGAAGCAGCAAACCCGAUCAUCAAGCCCCCGCCGAAGAAGCAGCCAAUCCGGAAGAUGCGGGUUGCUGCGGCGAAGACUGAAGAGCCCAAGAAGGUGCCCGAGCUUACUCCACAGGCGAUCAUCGAAGCUACUGUGCCUAAGGGGAGCAAGCGAUCGAGACCACCGCCGGAGCUCAUCGGGGUCAAGUCUCCUGAGAAGAGGGUCACGUCUCCCGAGUCUGCUGCCCCCCGCCGCAGCACGCGUCUGAACGGUGCCGAGUCUUCGGCACAGGUCAACGGCGCGCCGAAGGCACCGGUUGUUGAAGAGGUAUCCGAAGAGGAGCAGCCUUCGCCGCCCAAGAAGCAGCGAACUCUCACGUUGCCCCCCGCUCAGCAGAGCAAAGUCUCCACAUUCAUUGUCGAGGAGGUCGACGAUGUCGAAAUGUCGCUACCGUCGCGAUCGGCGCAGCCUUCGUACACUUUACCCUCCGAGAUCAUCGAGCCUGGAGACGACAAAGUCGACAAGAAGCGGGCGACGUCUCCCACCUCUGCCUUCCCAGGCUUUGGUGCCGCAGCCCGCGGCGCGAAGUCCUCUGCCCCUAAGGCACCAUCGAAGCUUCGCUUCAGCAUUCAAGUGGAAAGGGAGGAGAAGGCAGAUGCUGUCGCCGCUCCUGCCUCUACUCCUGUCCCUGCUCCCUUCUCCGCGCCUGCGCCGACAUUCGCGGCUUCUCAGCCUGCCAAAGCACCUGUGGCGCCGGAGAAGCCCAAGGAUGUGCGUGUGUAUGUCGCUGCCAUGCGCCAGGACGAACUUCCGACGUACACGUUCACACCUCCGCUCUCUUCCCCCGGUGCCGGCCCUAGCACGCUGAGGGCUCGCCAGAUCGCCAAGGCUGCCCCUGUGUCGUCGCUACCUACCUACGAUUUCACGAAGGUCCCAGCGCCAGCCCCCGCGGCCAAGCCGACGGGUGGAUUCGAUUGGAGUGCGGCAGGAAUCAAGCCUCCUCCCAAGGCCGCCGGGGAGUCGUGGACAUGCUCUGUGUGCAUGCUCCAGAACUCGACGGCAGGCGACAAGUGCACGGUGUGCGAUGCGCCGCGGCCGGACAAGCCGAAGCCCGCGACGGCCCAGGGCGGGUUCAAUUGGGCGGCCGCUGGGAUCAAGCCCCCUCCGAAGCCCGCUGGGGGACAGUGGACAUGUUCGGUGUGCAUGCUGUCGAAUCCGAGCGAUGCGGCGAAGUGUACGGUAUGCGACUCGCCGCGGUGAUGCUUUGUCCUCGUUUUCUUUCCUGAUUACAGGUUUGUCGUAAUCGUCUUCUGUGCAUACGUAGUUGAUCCGUAGCCGUGAAUCUGCAGUAGCAGUUCCUGUCAAUGUUUUCGUCUCGUCUGCGUUGUUUCUGCAAUUAGUUAGCCAGCUGUCUGUGACCCGCAAUUCUCUCUUCCUUUUUCGCCCUCGCUGUCGCGAUCUGCAGCGAUGCCGUAGAUAUUACACGAUGAUAGUGAUAUUACAUCCAGUAGCUAUCUACUUGUACAUACGAGUCCGUGUUGUGUAGUAGCGCAUCUUCGCCACCGCUACUGUUGCUGAACAAGAUCUAGGGGUACCUUGCGUACUCU
Dichomitus squalens LYAD-421 SS1 is the source of this 2818-nucleotide messenger RNA. RefSeq lists its product as uncharacterized. The coding region runs from base 33 to 2471 and encodes 812 amino acids. The transcript is spliced from 5 exons. The record is from RefSeq and is a predicted model, not a curated record. NCBI's taxonomy places the organism in Eukaryota, Fungi, Basidiomycota, Agaricomycetes, Polyporales, Polyporaceae.